ACGUGAGUUCCAUAUUUUUAGCCCUAACGAGGCUGCGCUGAUAAGCUUUUUUCUAUUAACUAGACAUUAGCAAAUCAAACAAAUCAAGCUGAAUUUACUAAUGAAACUUAUACAAAAAUCGAAGUCAGUAUACAACUUUUAAGUUUUCUACGAUGGAGUUUAUUAAAACUUAUCGUUUUCGAAUUUAUACAAAUGAAAUGUAUGAUUCUUGAUGAUGAUUUAAAUGUUGUGUGGGACGAAAUUGCCGAUUCUCUUUCAUGUCAACAUAUUGAUUGA
Adineta steineri is the source of this 276-nucleotide messenger RNA. NCBI's taxonomy places the organism in Eukaryota, Metazoa, Rotifera, Eurotatoria, Adinetida, Adinetidae. The record is from the annotation of a GenBank genome assembly.